UCUGUGCGCCACCCAAAAGAUAAAAGUCGAAAACCUGAUGGGGCAAUAUUCACUAAAACUAAAAAUGCCCCUCUUGACAUGAGAGCUCUCAUUGGACCAGCACUUCCUGUAACUCGGGCUUGUGCAGAAAAAGUCAUUGAUGCACUUGCUGCAUACAUACCAAUUGAAAUGAUUCAUUCUCGAGGUAUACUUACCUAUUCCAGGGCCAGAUUGUGAAUUCUUUCGCCUCCAUGCUCACGCAGUUGCCUUUUGCAUGUUUCCCGCACAAUUUGAGGCAUCAACUUGGCUUGUGCCUGGUUAUGGGCUCAGCGGCGGUGCGCUGCCUCACAUUUCGAUAGGGCUACUUUAACAAAUCACAUUUUGCAGGCUUGUGAUUUCAAAUCUCUAGUUCAAAGACUUUUCGUGCCCUGAGACCGACAAGAAUUUUUUUUAUACAACAACGAAAAUUCGAAAAUGCUGCUUUCACAAGACGUAGGGCUGUCGAACGGGGGGGAUAUGAGCAAUCAGGCAGACAUUCGCCCAAAUGGGGUUGCCAGCAUCGAUGGCUCAGCCAUUGAGUCAUCCAUUGAGUCCAUACCAGCGCAUCCUCUUGGAGUCAAGCCACUCGGCAAUCAGUAUUUUGCACCUGGCCCGUUGGCUCGUCAUGCUAUUGGCUUCUGGAGAGGUCUUCCCGAUGAGUUGAUCAUACAGCUUCUGGAGUAUCUUGACCAAGAGUCACUCAAGAAUCUCGGCUCCACCUGUCGGUUUUUAUAUGCUUCUUGCCAGCUGGAUGAACUGUGGAAGCCUUUGUUUCUCGAGUCCGUACAAGGCUCAAACCUUCCCCCGUGGAGAGACACGUGGAGAAACACACUUCUCCAGCUCCCAAAGAGCGCUGUGACGAGAAUAGACUGCAGCAAUGUAUUCUCAGACGUGCUACACAGACCGUUUGCUUGUUCCAAUAUAGUCCUCAAGAAUCACGUUUCCGGCAUUCCUCGCGCAAACCAGAUCGCUCGGCUCAGUAGUCUCUCGCGUGAGGAAUUUGCGGACCAGUGGAGUGGGAAGCCUUUCAUUUUGACAGAUUAUAUCACGUCAUGGCCAGUCUACAAGGACUGGACUAUUGAAAAGCUCAAAAAGGCUUACUCGACUGUCGAGUUUAGAGCCGAAGCCGUUGACUGGCCCUUUUCGGCCUAUAACACGUACAUGUGCAACAAUCAUGAUGAAAGCCCGCUGUACCUCUUUGACCGCAAGUUCGCCGAGAAAAUGAACAUCAAAGUCGGCCGUGACGACGAUUGCGCUUAUUGGGCCCCCGAAUGCUUCGGUGAAGACGUCUUUCAACUGCUAGGACAAGAGAGACCUGCGCAUCGAUGGUUAAUAAUUGGACCAGAGCGAAGUGGUUCUACUUUCCACAAAGACCCGAACGGCACCGGUGCCUGGAAUGGGGUCAUACAGGGAUCGAAAUACUGGCUUAUGUUCCCACCGAGUGUUCCCCAGCCUCCUGGUGUCUUCGUAUCCGCAGAUAGUAGCGAGGUCACCAGCCCUUUGAGCAUCGCGGAAUAUCUUCUCACAUUCCACGCAGAAGCGCGAGAGGAGGCGGGUUGCCUGGAGGGCAUUUGCGGAGCUGGAGAACUACUAUAUGUGCCCAGCGGAUGGUGGCACUUAGUGGUCAAUCUUGAGGCAGGUAUCGCAUUGACUCAGAACUUCGUUACCAACUCCAAGAAGCAUCUGGCCCAUGUUCUCUCGUUCUUGAAGGACAAGCCAGAUCAGGUUACUGGAUUUGGCAGGGAGAUUGAGAGCCCCUAUGAGCUGUUUAUCGACAGACUCCGGGAGAAGGAACCGCAGCUGCUGGAAGAGGCGCUACAAGAGAUGGAGCGGAAGGCUGGGGGGAAAAAGCGACGGUGGGAAGAAGCCGUUGGCGCGAAAGAAGAGAGUCAAGACGGAGGCGGCGGCUUCAGCUUCGGUUUUGGUGGCGACGACCUGGAAGAUGAGGAAAUCCCUUGAGGCAUCAAAACGACUCCCAUGUCAACUGGGCCUGAAAUUGCGAGAUCAAGUCAAUAGAUGAAUACUAGACAAAUGAAGAAUAACGUUGGCGUUGUUUGCGCAUUUCUAGUAUGCUAGUACCGCAUGAUGGGACAAUGUGGAGCGGCCCAUCAGUAGAGCCCUUCCGGAGAGCUGCAAUUACUUGAUAGAGGGAUCCAGCCAUCGUCCCGCAUGGCAGAACAAGUGCAGAUGAUGUUUUUUUUUUCUUCCCCUCCCUUGAGACGUAUAGUGGACUUUGAAGUUCAAGAUCAAGUAACCGAAGGGUAGAUGAUUGUUGUCUUAGACUUGCGGUAGGAAACAUUGCUUUCGGUGUAUGCUUGUUAAAAGGUCAGCAAUCAAGCAUG
Molecule: messenger RNA, 2360 nt
Organism: Truncatella angustata
Lineage: Eukaryota; Fungi; Ascomycota; Sordariomycetes; Amphisphaeriales; Sporocadaceae
Exons: 4
Coding region: 454-1977 (507 amino acids)
Cellular component (GO): nucleus
Molecular function (GO): protein binding; cis-regulatory region sequence-specific DNA binding
Source: RefSeq, a predicted model, not a curated record